This is a messenger RNA of Oreochromis aureus, 3544 nucleotides long. RefSeq lists its product as uncharacterized. NCBI's taxonomy places the organism in Eukaryota, Metazoa, Chordata, Actinopteri, Cichliformes, Cichlidae. Gene Ontology annotation, molecular function: protein binding. Gene Ontology annotation, cellular component: THO complex part of transcription export complex. The record is from RefSeq and is a predicted model, not a curated record. Gene Ontology annotation, biological process: signal transduction; mRNA export from nucleus; regulation of DNA-templated transcription elongation. The transcript has 18 exons. The coding region runs from base 371 to 1948 and encodes 525 amino acids.
GAUGCUGCAGGCCCGCCCACAUUCAUGCGCAACUGCGCAACUGCGCAGCAGCGCUGAUCCUGAAAGUGGCGCUUCUCAAGACCUGCGGAUGGUCCAGUGACGUAAAGAUCUGUGGAAAGUGAGCGGCUUUUCCGGGGGAGUCAAACCGAGUUGUUUUGUCUCGCUAAAGAGAAGAUGCUCCAAUCUGCGGGACGCAUGAUGUGAAAUCAGUUCUGCCGCCAAAGAGGUCUCCACCAAUUAAUGCUUAGCGCUUUAACCCAGAACGCGAUCGCUGCCGGUGAGAGGCUCAUGUUGCCCCCCAGGUGUUUUUUACGCGCAGCCGCUGCACGCUAGUGAAGAAGAGAAAGCAUAACGGGGCCACAGACGGAGGAUGGUGGCGGAGAUGGCCAGCUGCGGUGCGGCUUGCCACCUCGAGGAUGGAGACGGCGAUAUCCCCGCACCUGAGAACAAAGAUAAUCUGGCAGAAAAUGACAGCAGCAGUUCAGAAAACACAGGAACAUCCACCGACGAGAGCUCAGAGGACGAAGAGGACGAUUCAGAGGAGGAUGAGGCUUAUGGAGGCACUGAGAGGGAUGGAGAAGAGGAAGAGAAUGAAGAGGCCCAUGCAGAAGACUCUAUAAACAAGCCAGGUGCUGGAACCGAAGCAGGGGUGUUAAAUGGAAAAGAUGAGAGGCCCUUCAAGUCAUGCUGUGAAAGAUGCAAAGCCGUCCAACAGAGCCACGGCAGUGAGCUGGUUACCCCGAAGAGACUGUCCAAGGGCCGGUUGCAGGUGCAGCUAGAAGGAGAGGGCACAUAUGAGUGUUCGGUCACUGGUCUGGUUUUUGAAGCGUCCGAGCCCGUUCUUGUGCGGUACUCUGUCUUAUCCUGGUCCAAGUUUGGCGCCUUUCUGCAUGACUCCUGGAAAUUUGCUGGACCCAUCUUCAAUGUGGACACGGUCAAUAAGGAUGCGUCUGUCCUCAAGUCCAUCCAGUUCCCACACUCCAUCUGCCUUGCUCAUACUGACGAUGACAUGACAUUCAGUGUCCUGCACAUAAAGGGCAACCGUCCAGUCAUCGAGCCUACGGUGGAUCACUCAGGGAGCCACGUUAAGUGGAAUGUGACGUCCCUAUCGCCCGUUGGUCCCAUCAUUCAGACGAGCCAGGCUGUAGAGCACCACGGGGUGGUUCUGGUCUACAAGCAGCUCACCACUGACAACAACAGCUACAGCUUCCACGUUUAUCUGGGCACAAACAGUGCAUCUGACAUCAAGGAUAUAAAGAAUCAGGUGCGGGGCUACAAGACUCGCUACAUUAACAUAGAAAAGCCUCCCACGUGCAAGCUGGACGAGGGAACGUAUCGUCUCCUGAGCGAGCCGGAGGGAGAGAUCAAACCUCAGGAACUGAAAUUCACCCUUGCAGUCACUAAGAUGAAGGGCUACUUUGAGGCUUUCUUUGAGCAGCACCCUCCAUUUAAAUUGUCUCUCAUAGAGAUUAACACUGAGGAGACUGUAUGGUCUGCUACCAUCAGAGAAGGUGACUGUGUGGAUAACACUGAGAGGAAGCCGAGGAAAAGGACAAACAGCAGACAGAGAAGCAGCAGCCCCUCAGAAGACGAAAUAGCCUUUAAAAAAACUCGAAUGCAAGACGAGCCAGAUGGAGUGAAAACAGCAGUCACUCAGGGCCAGGACAUGUCAGAGAAGCAGCUGCUGCAGGUGGCCAAGCAGCUCGGGAAGGAGUGGAAACAGGUGGGUAUCCUUCUAGGUGUUACCGUCAAUGAUCUGGAUAAUAUCCAGACAGCAGAGACAGAUGUGACCAUGCAGAAGCUGAAGAUGCUGCUGAGGUGGAAGAACAGAAAAUCCGGGGAAGCCACAGCUAGACACCUUUUGGAAAGUGUGAAGGAGCUGGAUGACUUGCCAAAUGAGGUUCAUCAGACAUUACAAGAUAUGAUGGGCAACGAAGCAGUAAAGUGAAGGGAAAAUAAAUUUCAUUAGACUCUUGGAUAUCUGACGCUCCAUCAGUGGGAAGAAACGAUCUCAGGACGGGAUCUCAGGAACACAGCAGAGCAGAGUUAACGUCUCCCUUCAGUUUGCAUUUCUCUCUUGAAUAUUUUCUAGAUAUGAAACUGAUUCGUUUAUAGUUCUGCAUUUCAUAAAAAGGAAUCAUUUCCCUUUGUUUCCCUUCUUUAGUUCAGCUGUGGUUCUUGGGUUCUGUGGUUUGUACAGAACCGACUGUGCUGUAUCUAAGGAUACACAAAUGAAUGAGCUUACCUUUAUUUUUAACCAGGUUAAAAAAUGACCAGCAGAGGUGUAGAGGUCAUUGAGAUGUUUAGUAGCUAAUUAUGUAGCCAGUAACAGAUGUAAAUGUUAGGUGCUGCAGUGUUGAAACUGCAAAAGAAAUCUGGAAAAAUCCAUCCAUUUGUGUGUGUUCUUUCACUUUUGCAUGUUGGGCUUGUGGGAAUUUUUAUAAAACAAUUAGGCAUUAUAUCACGUGGACGUGAAAAUGACUGUCCACAGAAUUACAGACUGAACUAUGAAACUUUUGUGUUUUUAUAAACUUGUCCGCACUAUUUCCUGUAAAUAGAUUCCAUUUCUUUGUCGCUCAUGUUUUUUUAAAAGCCAGUUGUGUCUGUUUUUGUCUACUUGUUCUUUAUUUGAUGCGAUAACCGUGACUCUGUAAAACAACUGUGCAAGAAGACCAGAAAAUGAUGCUGAUUAUGUUUAACUGGGAAUUACUUCCUGCCCUCCGGAGGCUUGAAUGCAUUUCUUCUGUUUUUUUUUUUUUUGUUUUUUUCCCAAAUGUUUUUUUCCCAAAUCUUUAUGAAAAACAAAAAUGCAGCAUGUUUGGAUUCAGGGAUGAAUUUAGGUGUUUUACCUGUGUGAGUGCAGCUAAAACCAAGCAAUGUAUAUUUUUAAUUCAGUUUUUUGAGGAUUAUUUCGCAGAUGUAGGCCUCAGGUACGAUUAAGUACUAUAAAAUCAGCAGGAACAGCUGUGGAAAUCUUUCAGGUACCAAUUGCAAAUGUUUGUGUCAACAUUAUUUGAGAAAACCACAAUGUUUACAUUCAGAGAAAAGGGUUGUUUCCUUAAAAGAAAAAUACCACCAACAGUCCAAUUUAUCCCUGUUCCAAAUCUGUUUUUGUUGUUGUUGUUGUUGUUGUUUUCCAUUUCUUUUUAAAUCAUGUCAGAAUCUCUCCAAAGACUUUUCAUAAAACAAGUGAAAUUACUGUUUGUUUCAUCAUUUUAAGGAAAGUGAUCCAGAUUCACACCAAAACAGAAUAGUUCCUGCUUUUGAUCAUGUCUCACCAAGUUUUGGGAAAUUCAGCAGCUUAGUUUUUUAUGUCAUAUUAUUAGAAAGUCCACAAAAAAGGUCCAAAGUAAAAAUAAAAGGGAAAAAAUCAGAUCAAGAAGAACUGAAUACUGUGAAAAACAAAAUCAGCUGUCCUUUAAGGGUAGGAUUCGAGCUCGCGACCAAAAUCAAAGUUAAGAUUGUUCAGGUGUUCCCUUCAUUUUUUUUUUUUUGUGUAUAUUUUGGCAGAAGAGAUGAAAUAAAGAAGCGCUGAAGGAAACAA